Messenger RNA from Ooceraea biroi (clonal raider ant), 1762 nucleotides. RefSeq lists its product as uncharacterized. Gene Ontology annotation, cellular component: plasma membrane. NCBI's taxonomy places the organism in Eukaryota, Metazoa, Arthropoda, Insecta, Hymenoptera, Formicidae. The record is from RefSeq and is a predicted model, not a curated record. Gene Ontology annotation, biological process: sensory perception of smell; detection of chemical stimulus involved in sensory perception of smell. Gene Ontology annotation, molecular function: olfactory receptor activity; odorant binding.
UAUAAGCUAUCCAUAAUUUAUGGUGUAUAGAAAAGUUAAAAAAGAAGCAAUGUCGAAAUGUGAAAGAUACGUAUCAUUGUUUCAUCAUACACCGGGCGAGAUGCACGAGAUUGAAGAACGUUAUUACCAAAUGAAUCAAAAUCUUCUUAAACUGCUUGGCCUAUGGCCUUAUCAGCAAUCUUAUUUUACUCUAAUACGAAAAGUACUAUUUCUUGGUAUUCUUUCAGGAUACGUUAUUGCUCAGUUGCUAUCAUUUUUGACAAUGCAAUUUAGUGUAAGUCUCCUUCUCAAGAUUCUGACAUAUGUAGGUCCUACAUUUUUUGUCAUAAUAAAAUAUUGCAUUUUUAUAAUUAAAGCGGACAACGUAAAGUUGCUGCUAGAGCGGAUACGAGAUGACUGGAAUUUGUUGAAAGGCAAAUUAGAAAUUGAUAUUAUAAAAAAAUAUGCCAGUAGUGUGAGACUUAUUUCAAUGAUUGCAAUUAUUGUUUGUCAUUUUGACAUAUUAUGUUACAUAAUACUGGAACAUUUGCCGUUGCUACUUGACGUUAUAUUACCGUUGAAUAAAUCACGAACUUUGAAAUCUAUCGCGAUCACGGAAUAUUUUGUCACCCGGGAAAAAUAUAUCUGGGUAACGUUACUCCAUGAAAUAAUUGCCAUUUAUAUAAGAGUGAUCACGCUAUGUUGCACCGGUAUAACAAUGAUGAUGUACAUUUUACACGCAUGUGCGCUGUUUAAAAUAGCAAGUUGUCGAAUAGAAAACGCAAUUCAAGAGAAUGUGCUAGCGAUUCCUAAUCCUGUAAAGGAAUAUCUUCUUCAGCAGAGGAUUGCACAUGCAGUUCUUAUUCAUCGAAGAGCCAUCGCGUAUGUCGAGCUUUGGAUAUCGAGUUUUACGGUGACGCUUACUAUUCUGAUUUUGAUUGGAAUUUGCUCCUUAAGUGUUAAUCUUUUCCAUUUGUUCCAAGUACUGACAGUUAGCACUGACUUUGUCGAACUAUAUGCAGUUUUUGUAUCAGUAGUGGCUCACUUUAGUUAUAUGUUUGUCAUCAAUUACGGCGGAGAAAUAAUGCAGAAUCAUGGAAUGCAAGUAUUUGAAGCAACUUAUAACGGAUUGUGGUACGCAGCCCCGCCGCGGACGCAAAAAUUGAUAUUAUUUGUACUGCAAAGGGCAAUAGUGAAAGUCAAUUUGACAUGUGGACAUAUGUUUAUUGCGUCCUUAGAAGGUUUUCUUACGCUUACUAGUUCAGCACUAUCCUAUUUCGCAGUAAUUUAUUCAACGCGAUAAUAGACAAUUGUACAUACAAGCUUAUUAACAACCUCAGCUUUAUCAUAUUGACAUAACCAGCGUUCACUUAUUAUAAAUUUAUUAAAUAAAACGCAGAGACCAUUUGCGAGCGAGAAUAGUUAUAUUAUAAAAAUGUGUAAUUAUUUACCCUCUUUUUAAUUGUAUAAUAAACAAUAUGAUGGAGUAUAAUUUUGUUACAAAAUUUAUAUAUAUAGUUACCCACCAGUAUAGAACAUUUUUAACCGAGUGAAAAUGGUUGUAGCAUGUAACUAUUGGCUUUGCCUUGCGAUGAAUAAAAACAAAACUACAUUUAUAUUUUAUAUAUGUAUCUUUUUCAAAUAUUGUACAAUGCUCAUUAUAUAAGAAAUAAAAUGAAUGUCCUUUUAAUACAACUUCGGUACAAUUGAAUGACUAAUUAUGUUGCUACAUGUUAUUGCAACUAUUUAAGCUCUGAUAUUUCUUUAGAAAGAAAAAAGAAAA